This is a messenger RNA of Paramecium primaurelia, 520 nucleotides long. NCBI's taxonomy places the organism in Eukaryota, Ciliophora, Oligohymenophorea, Peniculida, Parameciidae. The record is from the annotation of a GenBank genome assembly.
AAUGCAGCUACUAAUAAAUGUGAAAGUUGCCUUUCAGGAUCUGUCAAUCCAAUCAAUUCGAAUAAUACAAAUAACUAAAUUGAUAAUUGAACCACUACAGAUAGCGCUUACAUCUUAUCUGCUAUUUCAUUAGUUAUUUUAGGAUUAAUGGCAUGAUUUUGAUUUUAAUAUUAUAUAUAGGGAAGAAUAUAAUAUUACAAAUUAUUUUCAUCUUUCAACAGGUUUAUUUGAAAAAUAAAUCUCUGAUAAUAAAAUUUUAGAAUAUUAUAACAAUCAUUAAAGAAUUUUUGAUAAAUAAAUAUCAAAAAUCAUAUAUUUGUUUCGAAAAUUCUAUAGAAUAAUAUUUUAUCAGGAUGAGAAAAAUUUUUGUAUUAGAAAAUAUGCUGCUUUUCUAUAUGAAAUGAAAAAUUUAUUUGAAUAGAACGACAAGAGAUAUUAUAUAAAAGAUAUUAGAAGAACAUAAUCGAUCUUUUCAAAAUUAGAUCCAGAUUUAAUACAAGUUUAAUAAGUAAUAAUAUGA